This is a messenger RNA of Thunnus maccoyii (southern bluefin tuna), 1541 nucleotides long. RefSeq names its product transmembrane protein 68 (gene tmem68). The record is from RefSeq and is a predicted model, not a curated record. Gene Ontology annotation, cellular component: membrane. Lineage: Eukaryota; Metazoa; Chordata; Actinopteri; Scombriformes; Scombridae. The transcript is spliced from 8 exons. Gene Ontology annotation, molecular function: acyltransferase activity. Bases 15 to 1016 code for a protein of 333 amino acids.
CACAGCAGAACAAGAUGUCAGACACUGGGAACCAGUCCUGCCUGAUGGGAGCAGAGGAUGCUGUCUCCUUCCUUGUGUGUGUGUUUCAUGCGUGGGAGGAAUGGGCUGGCCUUGGUCAGGUGGAGGACUACCUGAGUGUUUUGGAGUACCUGCUGUGGGUCUUCACCCCUCUGGCCAUUGUCUUUAUCUUGCCCUUCCUAAUUGUCAUCCUCCUUUACCUCUCUAUACUCUUCCUUCAUGUCUACAAGAGGAAGAAUCAGCUGAGGGAAGCUUACUGCAACAACCUGUGGGAUGGAGCAAGGAAGACCCUAGCUACUCUGUGGGACGGACAUGGAGCUAUAUGGCAUGGUUAUGAGAUCUAUGGGAUGGAGAAGAUCCCUGACAAAGGACCAGCGCUGAUAGUGUACUAUCAUGGAGCCAUUCCUAUUGACUACUACUACUUCCUGGCCAAUGUUAUCAUCCAGAAAGGACGGACCUGCCAUUCUGUAGCUGACCAUUUCCUCUUCAAGAUCCCAGGUUUCAAGUUACUGUUGGAGGUGUUCAGUGUGAUCCAUGGUCCUCAGGAGGAGUGUGUGCGGGCUCUGAGGAGUGGUCACCUGUUGGGGAUUUCUCCAGGAGGAGUGCGGGAGGCUCUGUUCAGUGAUGAGACCUACCCUCUCCUCUGGGGCAAACGCAAAGGCUUCGCACAGGUUGCCAUUGACUCUCAAGUGCCAGUAAUUCCAAUGUUUACUCAAAAUGUCCGGGAAGGCUUCAGAUCUCUGGGAACACUCAGAUUUUUCCGCUGGGUGUAUGAAAGAUUUCGUCUCCCUGCAGCCCCUGUUUAUGGUGGAUUCCCUGUGAAGUUUCGGACCUUCCUUGGUGAUCCCAUCCCAUAUGACCCUAACAUAAACGCUACAGAGCUGGCAGAGAAAGUGCAGCAGGCAGUCCAGUCUCUGAUAGACAAACACCAGCAGAUCCCAGGGAACAUUCUGAGAGCCUUAUUGGAGAGAUUCCACACCAAAUACAAGUGUGAUUAACAGCAGCUAUACAACAACAGAGACAAACUGUCCAGUGUGUGACCAAAACAGCAUGUGACAUUGGCUCAGAUGACUGCAGGGUGCACAGGUUUGGUGGCCUAAUGUGUUGGGAUAUUUGCACAGCUCUCUUCACUGCCCCCAAACACCACAGACUGCAGCUGAGUUUCCUUUUACAUACAUGUUCUUCGUGUCACAUGUUUCUGAUGUAUUCAUGUGUACAUUGACUUUCCUCUUCUUCUGCUCAUUCCCAAGAUGAAUCUGUUUAAAGCCAGACUUCCUCACGUUGGGAUAUUGGACUUGACAUAUAUCAUACCUCAAAAUUACGUAAAGUUGCUUUCUUUUGUUAUGAUAUUUUUGUCUUGAUUAGUUACAUCAUGAGCAGUUAAAGAUGGGCCUCUGGACUGAACAGUGAGCUGACUGGUUGGUGGUUAAACUUCUGGUUAGAUGUAUUUGGUCAUUGUAUCUGUUUAAAUUUACAUACAUGGGAUUCAGGCAAUUUAUUUAUUAAAGAAUGUGAUAUAAGUA